AUACGUCCUCCAUCGUGAGAAAAAUGCCACAAGAGCAUGUCAAACAACCCGAAAAAAAUUACUUGAGCAAUUUCUUGCACAAAUCAGUAGAUGGUGGUGUUGCAGCAGAACUAAAAAAAAAAAAAAAUGGAGCGGUUACGUCACCGCCAGUGCAGACGCAUUUGGCCACGCCCUCUUAGCUGUUUGUGUCCGGGCAGACUCCAGCGCUAUCCAGAGCCGCUCCAGCAGCAUUCCCCACAGUCCUGCUAUUGAACCGUGACAGCUCAGUAUUAUAAUAUGGUUUGUGGCGGUUUUACCUGCUCCAAAAAUGCGCUUUGUUCUCUUAACGUGGUUUACAUGAUGGUGGGGCUGCUGCUCAUCGCAGUGGCAGCAUGGGGGAAAGGUUUCGGCCUGGUGUCCAGCAUCCACAUAAUAGGAGGCGUCAUAGCAGUGGGCGUGUUCCUGCUGCUGAUCUCAAUUGUGGGACUCAUCGGAGCCAUCCACCACCACCAAGUCAUGCUUUUCUUCUACAUGGUCAUCCUCUUCAUUGUUUUCUUGUUUCAAUUUGGAGUUUCCUGUUCCUGCUUAGCAAUGAACCGAGGGCAGCAGGAAGUGCUUCUGAAAUCAGCCUGGGGGAUCCUGGAGAACAACACUAAGACAGACCUGGAGAGCCAGCUGAACUGCUGCGGGCUGCUCAACGUCACCGGUAGCACAUUUGAGAAGGAUUUGAUCAACUGUGUUGCUCCGUGCAAGCUAAAACGUAGCUGUCCCACCUGCGGGGAAAAGAUGCUGAAUCAUGCAACUGAGGUCCUGAAAAUCCUCGGCGGCGUCGGCCUCUUCUUCAGCUUCUCAGAGAUUCUGGGCGUGUGGCUGGCCGUGCGCUACAGGAACCAGAAGGAUCCACGGGCGAACCCGAGCGCCUUCCUAUAGUCGGCCCAACUUUGCAAUGCAGCAAACACACUUUCAGACACACUGGUACACAUCUUAUGACACACAUGUAGAGGCACGCUUUAACAUUCACACACAAAGCCACACACACCCUCAACGACAGAAUGGACGAGCGCACUCAGCACCUGACAUCGCCGAAGAACAAAACGCACACCGUCACCAGAGACUGAGGAACCGCAGAGACCGGUUCAGAGCUGAAGCUGGAAGUGUACUCGUGCAUGAAAGGGUUAUUUCUCCAACCGACAGGUGGGACCUGUUCGGCCUUGAUUUGAGUACCAGGUUUCCUGACUGCAGCUUGAUUAGUUGGCGAGACAUCUUUGCAUGUGCCCCCCCCCACACACACACACCAACGGCCUUUUCGUUCAUCACCCCAACUUCUGACAGUCCAACCAAGAACUCGUAUGCACCUUGAACUUCCUGUUGUCUUUAGUGUAGUGCCACCUCCUACCAACAGUGAUUUUGUACCUGGUGUGGUGACGGGGGAGCGCGGCGCAGCCUCAGCACGUGGUGUGAAGUCGUUUUUGAAGUGUAUAUCUUUAAUGUAAAUCUGUUUUUUUGGAUGUAGGACUUUUAGUUCAUGUAGUUGCUUGACGGUUUCAAAUAGUGGGGAACUGAGCCAGCCAACCUCCAGACCGCGACAUUCACCCGCCACAGACUGCAGCCUUGAUGUUGUAAAUAAUCAUCCUUAUAAUGGUGUGUUUCAAACACGUCCCUCUCCAGGUGGAGGAGAGUUAAGCUGGAAGAUUUGCAGGGUUGAAGCUCUUGGUGCCGUCACACACCUUACCUGUGUUUAUCAUGUUCUGUGUCACCCAGUGACCUUUGCUUAGUGUAGAUCCCACUGUUAGAAAGGCGUAACUGGAGAGAAAAACCAUAAAGUUGUGAUAUAACCUUCAUGAUUCUCAGUUAGAAAAAAAUCCUCUAGAUCUGACUUUAACAUGUUUUUAUUUCAGCAUUAAUUGCUACAAAUUAUUUCUUUUGUUUUUUUGCUUCCAAAAAUUCAGAUUUUGUGCUAGUUUAGUUGUGUUGCCAUCGCCUGUCUAUCAGUGUUAAUGCUUUGUAAAUUAAGCUCAUUAAAUAUGUUCAGGGUUUAUUUAAGUCGUAUGCACAUUGAAAACGAGUCUGUUUUCAUAUGAUUUUGCUCCGUAUUUGAUGUCUUUUGUUGCAAAUAAUUUGCUGAGGUAUUUUAACAAUGUGUUUCUUGUCUUAUAAAUUGCUUUUACCUUUUGAGAACUAACCUGAUCCGUCAUGACAAAAGUCAUUUUGUUUGAAGCUGUGAUCUUUGCCGGUGUGGAGUCCCUGCUGCUGGUUUGGCGUAAGUGCAACAUUUGACGGAUCUCAUAUCAUGUGACACCUUACAUUGAAUUUGUGUGCACUUGUUUUUGAACUGUAUUUUUAAUUUUCCAAAUAUUAAACUCUUAAAUUAAAAA
This is a messenger RNA of Oryzias melastigma (Indian medaka), 2354 nucleotides long. RefSeq names its product tetraspanin 31 (gene tspan31). The coding region runs from base 277 to 909 and encodes 210 amino acids. Gene Ontology annotation, cellular component: membrane. The record is from RefSeq and is a predicted model, not a curated record. The transcript is spliced from 6 exons. NCBI's taxonomy places the organism in Eukaryota, Metazoa, Chordata, Actinopteri, Beloniformes, Adrianichthyidae.